AUGGCCUCCGCGGCGGCCAUCUCGGACGCCGACAUACCGGGGCCCGACCCCUCCGAGCUCAUCCCAAAGAAGCCCCCGCCCAGCCACGGCGAUGAGCAUCCUUCUGGCAAGGAGAGCUUCGGCCUCUUCAUGCAGAUUGUUCGCGGGACGGCGGUUAUCUCAUACUUCACCGUUGGCUUCGUUGUGAUACACUUGACACAGUUUAUUGGUGCACCCCUGUAUAUUAUCAACCGGGACUGGUUCUACGCAUACAUGGCCAUGACGAAGCGCCUGGUCGCUGUCUUGAUCAGCCACGGCACCAACCUCUGGGUUCCUAUUAAGAUCCGCAUCAGUGGCGAUGAGUCCGUGGCCAGCCAGAUACGUCCGACCGAAGAUGGAAACGUUCGCUUCCACUUCCCCAAGCGAGUUAUCCUCAUUGCGAAUCAUCAGAUCUAUACCGACUGGCUCUACCUCUGGUGGGUGGCUUAUGCCAAUAAUCCCGGCAUGCACGGGCACAUCUACAUCAUCCUCAAAGAAUCCCUGAAGCACAUUCCCAUAGGAGGAUGGGGCAUGCGAUUCUUUGGUUUCAUCUGGAUGUCGCGCAGGAUGGAUGUUGACCAGCCCCGUCUAGCCUACCGUCUGCAGAAGUUGCGCCAAAAGAGGACAGCUGCCAGCGGCAGGUCCUUCUUCAAUCCCAUGUGGCUGCUCCUCUUCCCCGAGGGUACCACGCUCAGCCAAAACAGCCGCAACAAGUCAGCUUCCUGGGCCAAGAAGAAGGGUCUGCGCGACCCCGAGCACGCCCUUCUUCCGCGCAGCACAGGCAUGUAUUUCUGUCUGAAGGAGCUCAAGGGUUCCGUCGACUAUGUAUAUGACUGUACCGUCGCAUACGAGGGUGUUCCACGCGGCAAGUUUGGCGAGGAUCUGUACGGAUUGAUCACAACCUACUUCCAGGGUCGGACACCCAAGUCGGCCAACAUGUAUUGGCGUCGGUUCCGCGUGGAGGACAUUCCUCUCGACGACCAGGAGACGUUUGAUGAGUGGCUCCGCGAGGAAUGGUACAAGAAGGACGCUUUCCUGGAGGGCUUUCACGAAAACAACCGCCUGCCGCCCAUGGUGGGCACGGAAAAUAAGUACGUCGAGACGGCAGUGCGCACCCGCCACGAAUGGGAGAUUUUCGAAGUCUACGCCAUCCUAGCGGUUUUCAUGGCCUUGGUCCUCGUGGUGAUCCCUCGUGUGCUCUAG
Geosmithia morbida is the source of this 1221-nucleotide messenger RNA. RefSeq names its product 1-acyl-sn-glycerol-3-phosphate acyltransferase. The transcript is spliced from 4 exons. The record is from RefSeq and is a predicted model, not a curated record. NCBI's taxonomy places the organism in Eukaryota, Fungi, Ascomycota, Sordariomycetes, Hypocreales, Bionectriaceae. Gene Ontology annotation, molecular function: acyltransferase activity. Gene Ontology annotation, cellular component: endomembrane system. The coding region runs from base 1 to 1221 and encodes 406 amino acids.